Marasmius oreades (fairy-ring Marasmius) is the source of this 1834-nucleotide messenger RNA. RefSeq lists its product as uncharacterized. The transcript has 12 exons. The coding region runs from base 750 to 1649 and encodes 299 amino acids. The record is from RefSeq and is a predicted model, not a curated record. Lineage: Eukaryota; Fungi; Basidiomycota; Agaricomycetes; Agaricales; Marasmiaceae.
CGACACUAUCAAAGAUUCUAUCGACCCACUCUCCCUUUACAACGAAGCAUCCAGCCUUCGAGUUUUUCUCGUCAACUGUAUAAAUUCUCUUUCCUCUCUUCGGCCAUGUACAGACAGCGUAUGUUUCUUGCGUCGUAAGUAACCUCUCUAGUCUCUCGACCGCAUUUUCCGCUAGACCAUUAGCUGUCGACUUGAUUUGGCCAAGGGAGAGAUGAGAAACAAGGAGUUGGAAUAGAGGGGAAGGAUCCGCAACCGAAAGUGAAGCAAAGGCACCAGCGACAACACCGAGCACAAUAACACUUAUCAGACGCUUUAAUGACGUUGAUGACUUUGUUGGAUGCUUGUUCUGAGACUUGGGAAACCUUGGACUAUAUCUUGUGACAAGCUUAUCAACAAACAAUGACAAGCUACCGACAAAUUCUUCCGAUCCAUCUGGGGCACUCCAUCUCUAUUCCAAACUUCCAAUAUUCACGGAAACAUUCACAGCCUUGGUCGUAGAUCAACCGCACUGACGUCCAACUCUAAGUAUCUGAGAUCGUUGAUCUAUGAUACGUGUUUCUGGGUAAGGUUGCGGAUGAAGCAGAGUGCCGACGUCGGGAUACUAAUAGACCCAAAAUAAACAUCCCAAAUUUAUUUACUGUCUGGUCAUACUCCAUCCAUCCCGCAUUCGUCUUUCUCCCAUCAAUGAUAUAAAACCAGAUCGUCGUUCUUUCUCAGCGCUCUUCUGCUUGACCCGGACUUUUUGUUAUAUGACGGGCGUUGACUGGCAUUCCCCAGUUGAGAUCACACAUAAUUCCACCUCGUUCGGGAACCUCCUGCACGUUCUCCUAGGCCUCUAUAUAUGGGAAUGGCUGACUUCGCUUGACUUCGAGUAUAAACUUCUUAUCGGAGAACACAAGUUUAGAUGGCCUUUGAUUUUCUAUUUCUUGAAUCGCUAUAUGGUCUUCAUCUGCUUGAUAGCAUUCACGGUCUCUCUAAACAUUCAGCAACCGCUCGACUGUCAAGGCCUGUAUGUCUUUAUACAGACGAUGGGAGGUCUUUCAGCUGGACUGGCCUGUGCCAGUCUUGCGAUUCGAACGAUAGCUGUAUGGAGGAAUGACCUUUACGUCGUAGUCGGAUUGACCCUUCUCAUCAUGGGUCAUUGGGCGUUCAUCCUCCACAAUGCCACGCUCGUCAAAGCAGCAUGGUUAGAAGGGACAGGCUGCGUUAUAACUAAUAACAAGCCUGCUCUGACAACUGGAGCUUACAUCUAUGUCAUGGUAGUUGACUUUAUCGUGUUAUGCCUCAUGGCCCGCAGAACUGGAAUAUGGAUGAACAACAGUGCUCGCCUAAUCAAGAUUUUAUUUCUGGACGGAUUUUUAUAUUUUAUUGUAGCGUUUGUGGUCAACUUGGUGGGCGUCAUCUUUAGUGCCCUCAAUCUAAAUCCCGUCAUGUCAGUGAUUGCACUGGUACCUGCCACUGUCAUAUCAUCGAUUGCUGCAUGUCGGGCGGUCAGACACCUGAGCAGCUUCGUUCAUCACGCUGAGGUCAUCGGCGUACCAGAGGCAGAACCGGGGACUUCCAGUAGUCUUAUAUUCACACCACGACAGUUGUUGUCCGGAAGCGUGUCUGUUACCGUCUCAUGUUGCUCCAACAUCGAAGGCGUGUAGUCAAAGUCCUGUGGCCGACCUUUUUGACGUCGAUCGGAAGCUGGUACUAAGGGAUUGGCCUAAUUUACUGUACUAGUACCGGUACCCACUCAAGCAGUGAGGAGACUAUAUUUCAUUAUAAUGGUAGUAGCUAAUUUAGCCUCUUAAUUAUAAACUUUCGUACUAAUGGCAAGCCUAUAAUCCAC